AUGCGUUCAAUUCGCCUUUCCAGUGUCCCGAGGACGGCAAGAUUAUGGGUUCAGAGAAGACCCUACUCGGUUCGAGUACCUGGCGAGUGCCAGAAGGACAUCAAAACUGUGGCAGAACUGAAGGCCUGGGGACCAUCAACCCGUGUACCAGAUGUUGAAGUCUCUGGAUGGGUGAGAUCAGUGAGGAAGAGUUCUGGCGUACGCUUCAUCGACAUCACCGAUGGCUCAUCUAUGCGUCCGGUUCAAGUGGUUGUCGAUAAGAGCUUGGCCACAGACAUGCGCCCCGGUGCUGCUGUCCGUCUAAAGGGCACGUGGGUUGAUGAGACUAGAAGAGAAUCCGAAAACAAUGCAGAAUCUUCAGAGGCUCCCAAGACACCUGCCAAUGCCGAGCUUCAAGUCUCAGAGGUGGAGGUUCUGGGCCAUUCUGAUCCUCAAACAUAUCCGAUCCAGAACAAGUAUCAGACACCUGAAAGUCUUCGCACAAUCUCUCACCUUCGGCCACGAACUCCUCUCAACUCCACCAUGCUACGACUGCGCUCUGAUGCCACCGCUCUCCUCACUCAGUUCUUCUUUCAAGAACGCUUCCAGCAGUCACACCCGCCCAUCAUCACCUCCUCUGACUGCGAGGGUGCUGGCGAGGCUUUUGCGGUCAAGGCCUCUUCACCGGGCGAGUUCUUCCGCGACCCCAAAUAUCUAACGGUCUCUUCUCAACUUCAUCUCGAGGCUCUCGCCCAGGCACUCGGCAACGUGUGGACUCUGUCUCCAACGUUCCGUGCUGAGCAGAGUGAUACGUCAAGACAUCUCAGCGAGUUCUAUAUGCUCGAGGCUGAAAUGAGCUUCGUUGAUGAUAUGGAUGAGGUUAUGGACUUGGCACAACGCAUGUUGAACUCUCUUGCGCGUGGACUGAAGGAACUCAACGCUGCCAAGGAACUCGAGCAGAACCGUGUCGACUCCAAAGAUCCAGCCGAACGUCUCGCAUUCAACGAUCUAGUUGACCAGAAACAACUGGAUCGUCGCUGGAGAGGUCUCCUGACCACCAAGAGAUGGCCUCGGGUUACCUACAGUGAGGCAAUUAAAAUCCUAGAGCCCAUAGCCGACCAGUUCGAACACAAGCCGACAUGGGGUGCUGGCCUACAGUCAGAGCACGAAAAGUACCUGGCCGAGAAGAUCGGCUACGACGAGGCUACCGACUCAUCCGUGCCGAUUUUCAUCACCCAGUAUCCGCGCGAGAUCAAGGCAUUUUACAUGCGCCAGUCCGCAUCUUCCCCUGACGCCGGCCUGACGGUCGACUGCUUCGACCUCCUUGUUCCCAGCCUUGGCGAGCUGGCUGGAGGCUCCAUGCGUGAGCAUCGCCUGCCCCAGCUAGAAGAGAACAUGCGUGCUCUGGGUCUCGAGGUUCCUAGCAAGCAGUCUCCCAAAGGAAAGGAGCUGGCCUGGUACCUAGACCUGCGCCGCUGGGGUUGUCCCCCUCACGGCGGCUUCGGUCUUGGAUUCGAUCGACUCCUUAGCUAUCUCACAGGCGUACCCAACGUCCGUGAUGUCGUCGCCUUCCCGCGUCACUAUGAGCGGUGUGACUGCUGA
Molecule: messenger RNA, 1581 nt
Organism: Fusarium keratoplasticum
Lineage: Eukaryota; Fungi; Ascomycota; Sordariomycetes; Hypocreales; Nectriaceae
Product: Asparagine--tRNA ligase
Exons: 3
Coding region: 1-1581 (526 amino acids)
Biological process (GO): asparaginyl-tRNA aminoacylation
Cellular component (GO): mitochondrion
Molecular function (GO): asparagine-tRNA ligase activity; nucleic acid binding; ATP binding
Source: RefSeq, a predicted model, not a curated record